AUGGACACCGCAUCAAAGACUGGAGACGGUGUGUCUCAGCUUGAGCAUCGCAACACCGAGGACGUCGAACAGCUCAAGCAUCAGGGCCAAAACAUUGCCAAGGGUGCCGACCGCGCGGCGAACCUUAUUGGUGAUCAACAAAUCGAGGUCACAGAGGAAGAUAACAAACGCAUCCGCCGAAAGACCGAUAAGCGAAUCCUCUCGAUCCUCAUCUGGGUCUACUUCCUCCAGAUCCUCGACAAGUCCGUCCUCGGAUACGGCGCCAUCCAUGGCCUCAGAACCGACUGCAACUUGACCGGAAAUGAAUACUCCAUGGUCAGCUCCAUCGCUGCCAUCGCUCAGCUCGCAUGGCAGCCUUUCUCCUCUUGGCUUAUUGUCAAGGUGCCACACCGCAUCCUGAUGCCCUCCUUGGUCUUGGGUUGGGGUAUCGCGCAGGUGUGCAUGGCUGCAUGCCACAACUACGCAGGUCUCUUGGCGACCCGCUUCCUGCUGGGCUUGUUCGAGGCCGGCUGCCUUCCUCUUUUCUCUGUCAUCACUUCGCAGUGGUACCGUCGCGCUGAGCAGCCCAUGCGUGUGGCAUGCUGGUACGGCACCAACGGUCUUGCAACUAUGUUUGCCGCCUCUGUCUCGUACGGCUUGGGUCAGAUCAACGGGUCCAUCCACUCGUGGCAGAUUCUCUUCAUCUUUGUCGGUCUCAUCACCGUCCUCACCGCCCCCGUCGUCUGGUACUUCCUCGAUAGCGAUAUUCCCUCUGCCCGAUUCCUUACCGAGCACGAGAAGCUGCAGGCCAUCGAGCGUCUUCGCGCCAACCAGACCGGCACGGGAGGGAACGAGUUCAAGUGGAGCCAAGUCUGGGAGGCCCUCUACGAGCCCAAGAGCUGGCUGUUCGUUGGUAUGGCCGUGUGCCUCAAUGUCACCGCAGCUGUGACAAACACUUUCGGCCCCAUUGUCAUUUCUGGCUUCGGCUUCGACAGCAUGAAGAGCUCCCUGCUCAACAUCCCCUUUGGUUUCGUGCAGCUUAUUGUCAUCUUCCCGGCUUCCUACCUCGCCCACCGAUUCCGCAUUAAGUCAGCCUUCCUCGCGGCCGUCCUCGCCCCUGUCCUUACUGGCGCGGUCAUGCUCUAUGUUCUUCCUAGGAACAGCAUUCCCCCUCUCCUCGCCGCGUACUACAUGCUUGCCUUCCUCUUCGGCGGCAACCCCCUCAUCGUCUCUUGGAUGAUCUCAAACAUUGCGGGUACCACCAAGAAGUCCGUCAUCAUGUCCCUGUACAAUGCUGGAUCUUCCGCCGGCAACAUCAUCGGCCCCCUUCUCUUCAACUCCAAGGAUGCGCCCGAGUACAAGCCUGGUCUCACCAAAGUCAUGGGUAUCACCUGUGCCUUGCUCGCCGUCAUUGGAAUGCAGGUCAUCAACCUCUUCGUCUCCAAUAAGAUGCAGGAGCGCAAGAGAGUGGCGAACGGCAAGCCGAGAAAGAUCAAGGAUCUCAGCAUGGAGCACCACUACGUUAGCGCACAGAAUGAUGAGGCUGGUGCUCAGUUGGGAGAUAACGCAUUCAUGGAUCUGACUGAUCGCCAGAAUGAUGAAUUUGUGUACGUCUAUUAA
Molecule: messenger RNA, 1599 nt
Organism: Colletotrichum abscissum
Lineage: Eukaryota; Fungi; Ascomycota; Sordariomycetes; Glomerellales; Glomerellaceae
Exons: 2
Coding region: 1-1599 (532 amino acids)
Biological process (GO): transmembrane transport
Cellular component (GO): membrane
Molecular function (GO): transmembrane transporter activity
Source: RefSeq, a predicted model, not a curated record